Molecule: messenger RNA, 243 nt
Organism: Funneliformis mosseae
Lineage: Eukaryota; Fungi; Glomeromycota; Glomeromycetes; Glomerales; Glomeraceae
Source: the annotation of a GenBank genome assembly
AUGAAUAAUGAAGUCAAGAUGUAUCAAAUACUUAAUGACCUUCAGGGGAAAUACAUUCCAAAAUUAGAGUGUUACGGCUACUUUGAAUAUGGAAUGUGUUAUGUUAUUGGAACAACUCUUGUUGGUAUUACUUUAAGACUUCGAAAAUAUAUUGCUCAAAGUUGGAGGUUAUUUGAUGAAGAGAAACGUAAAUUGAAAAGCUUGCUUGACCAUUAUACUUUAUUAGAUAGCCAUAGUAUUUGA